Messenger RNA from Aspergillus costaricaensis CBS 115574, 4004 nucleotides. RefSeq names its product E3 ubiquitin-protein ligase HEL2. The coding region runs from base 389 to 3703 and encodes 1104 amino acids. Gene Ontology annotation, biological process: rescue of stalled cytosolic ribosome; protein ubiquitination. Gene Ontology annotation, molecular function: ribosome binding; ubiquitin protein ligase activity. The record is from RefSeq and is a predicted model, not a curated record. The transcript has 8 exons. Lineage: Eukaryota; Fungi; Ascomycota; Eurotiomycetes; Eurotiales; Aspergillaceae.
ACCAGCCAUAACAUUUCGCGAUCCUCACGCAUCGUCCCGCUUUCCGUUGCUGCUGCGGGUGAUAGCUGCUGGUCGUUGUGGGCCGGCCGUCUCGAUCUCCUCGUUUACUCCCCUUUGUUUUGUCUGAUCCAUCUCUCUCUCCCUGUCCUACUUCCUCCUGGGGCCUUUACGUACCUCCUCUCUCUUAUGCCCCGCCGGUCCUAAGCGCCAGCGCUACGCCCAGAUCUAGACGGUCGUCCUCAGUGCACGACCACCUUGAGCUGAAUCCCGCUGCUGAUAGCCUUCCGAACUCUUACAUUGAGUCCGGUCAGCAAUUGACAGCAUUAAAUUCCAUUCAGUCGUGUCGUUUCCUGCAGAGGUGCUGCAAAGCAAAGCUACCCGGUCCACCAUGUCGCUAUCCCCAGAAGCCCGCGAUCAAUACAUUCCGAUCAUUGAUUCAAUUCUGGCCAAAAGCGAUUUGACUACCAUCUCCUCGAAAACUAUUCGCAACGGCCUUCAGGAUGAGAUCGGCUAUGAUCUUACCCCGCAUAAGCUUGCCAUCAAGCAGCUUAUCAUGGAGCGCUUCGACGUCUGUGCGGCACAGAAGGGCAUUCAAACCGCAUCGGAGACACCAGCGACAUCUGCUUCCACCAAUGGCCAUGGGAAAGACCACGACUCGGUGACUCCUGUUGAGCCGUCCUCUCCGGCUCAAUCUUCCAUGUCGCAGAAACGCCAAGCGGAGAGUGAAGAGCGCUCGGACACUUCAAGCAAGACUCCUCCUAUCAAGAAGAAGAAGCCCGACAAUGAUAUCGAUGCGGAUGCCUUGUUCGCAGCCAAACUCCAGGCCGAGGAAAACAUGCGUGCGCGCCAAACCCGCGGGGCCAGUACACGCAGAAGCCAGCCCGUGAAGAAGAAGCAGCCUACCAAAGCGAAGACGUCCAAGAAAGUGAAGGCUGAGGAUGAUUCGGAACUGGAAUCGGGCUCGGACUCAGGAAAGAAGGUCAACAGAUCUGGCGGGUUUCACAAACCCCUGAAUCUUUCCCCAGCGCUUUCGGCUUUGUUGGACGGCGAGGUGACGCUCUCGCGACCGCAGACAGUGAAGCGGCUUUGGCAAUACAUCCACGAGCAUGAUCUUCAGGAUCCCAAUGACCGGCGACAAAUUCGCUGUGACGACGCGAUGCGUGCCGUGUUCAAGCAAGAUCGCAUACACAUGUUCACGAUGACUAAAAUCCUCAGCCAGAACUUCAACGCCGGCUUAUCACCCCUCCGCCGAAAUUCGCUGUCUGGUCGCACAGGCUCACCAAAGCGCGACGCGCUUCUCCUCCUAAGAGAGCAAAUUCUGGGCACUGUUCUCCAAACAUCAUCCUCGCUGAUCACUCCGAGUAACCGCCCCUCAAUCUUUCCACGUUUCCAAUGUCCGAAUCCCAGCCCGCCCAAGCUCCCGGAGCGCAAGGCCAAGGCCGGGGCGGCCGUCGACGAGGCCGCGGAGGAGGCUUUGGAGCUGCUCGCCAACCGGGACACACCGAUGGUCACCAUCACCAUUCUCAUGAUGGCGCUGGAAGGGGUGCAAGAUCUAGGGGCCAGGGACCCCGUCGCGGAGGCGGCGGCGGAGGACGGGACAAGCAGAAUCGCUCGGGGAACAAGUCGGAGGCUGCUGCUGAAGGUGGACAGGGUGAUGCGAAUGUUCCGACAGCGUCAGAAGGCAAGGGGAAGCAGCCUGUCACGACAGAAGAGUCUGAUGAUGACGAUGACGGCGAAGUCUGCUUCAUUUGUGCUUCGAAGGUCGACCACACCUCGGUCUCGCCGUGUAAUCACCGGACUUGUCAUAUUUACGGAAUCCAACUAUGUUAUCUUCACGGAUGACCAUGCCAAGCGCUAUGAGGAUUUCAAGGACUCCGAUUUCUCGCAGAUGGACGAAAACCUAGGGAUCAAGUACGAGAACAACGAUAUCUUCGAAGACACAGUACUGUUGUUGCGGUACAAUUGCCCGGAUAGAGGUUGUGAUGUAGCUUGCUUGGGAUGGCCUGACCUGCAUCGUCACGUCAAAAGCAAGCAUGGCAGGGUGAUGUGUGAUCUUUGCACGCGGAACAAGAAAGUGUUCACGCACGAACAUGAGCUCUUCACCAAUGCAGAGUUGCGCAAGCACGAGAAGCAUGGAGAUGACGUGCCUGGUGCCAUAGACCAGAGUGGAUUCAGAGGUCAUCCUGAGUGUGGUUUCUGCCGGCAACGGUUCUAUGGUGAUGACGAAUUAUACGCACAUUGUCGUGACCGUCACGAAAGAUGCCACAUUUGUGACCGUCGCUCCGGCGGCCGCCAACAACAGUACUACAUCGACUACAACGCUCUCGAAGACCACUUCCAGAAAGAUCACUUCCUCUGUCUCGACCGCGAGUGUCUUGAGAAGAAGUUCGUCGUCUUCGAGUCCCAGAUGGAUCUCAAGGCACAUCAACUUGAGUGUCAUCCCAACGGCCUAUCUAAGGACGCCAGACGCGACGCUCGCACCGUUGACUUGUCAACCUUCGAUUACAGAACUCCUUACCAACCUCAGCGCCAGCGUCGCGGUGCUGGUCGUGGACGCGAUCCUAACGCGGAGCCUCUGCCUGUAUCCAGCGCUCAGCCCUUGAGAAGAGACGAGGUUGCGUAUCAACGACAAAUGGCUAUCCAGAGUGCCCAAUCCGUCUCGACCCGCAGCUUCGGCGGCCAACUAACACGCAACGACACUCAGCCUGUGCGUGCUCCGGCUCGUCCUACACCCGCCCAGACCCCUCCCGCAUCCACACCAGUUGCCGAGAUGGAGAACCUCAAUCUCAGCGCAGACUCGGCCUCCGUUACUCCUCAAGAGAAAGCCCGCCGUCUCCGCCAUGCAGCCGUCGUUGAAAGAGCCUCGAACCUCCUAGGCAACGACCAGAACAAGCUCAAGGAAUUCCGUGCCCGAGUUUCCAGCUACCGCACCUCCUCCAUUUCCGCCACCGAACUCAUUGACGCCUUCUUUUCACUCUUCGAUACCUCCAGCACCGAACUGGGCAAACUCAUUAAAGAGCUCGCCGAGAUUUACGAAGACGAAGGCAAGCGCAACGCGCUCCUCAAAGCCUGGAACGACUGGCGUGCCAUCAAUGAAGACUACCCGGCUCUGCCCGGCCCCGGCGGUAUGCUCCCUGGCAUGUCCCCAGGAACCGUGAACGGCAGCGGAGCGGGCGGAAAGCGUGUCCUGCGCCUCAAAUCCUCAACAGCCCAGUCCUCCCGUUCCUACGUCGGCAGAAGCGGCGCCAUGCCUUCUUCAUCCACCUCUUCCUCCGCCGCCAACCCCUUCCCUCCUCUCUCCUCGACCACCGCCCGCUCUACCCCCCGAACCUCCAAGCCCGCCGCCACUACCCCCUGGGGCGCCGCCGCCGCUGCAGCUCCCUCGGCCCCUACCUCUGCCUUCAGCAGCGCCACCUCUUCCCGCUCCGCCUCGCGCGCCCCGGCCCGCCCAGUCAACGCCACCAGCUCCGAAGCCUUCCCUGCUCUCCCUGCUGCUCCCAAGCCCAACGUCCUCAUGGCAGGUCUGACUCGCGGCACCGUCCGCUGGGAAGAUCGUAACAAGCCAACCGCGAACGCCUGGGCUUCUCGUAACGACGCCGGUGCUAGCUCGUCCAAUGCAGAGGAUGACUUCCCUGAGUUCCCUGCUGGAGGCAAAAAGGGCAAGAACAAGAAGGGGAAGCAGACUCUGUUCCACUUCGGAUGAUGAUGACGAUGCAUACCCCACUACUCUACUGUUUCUUUUUUCCUUUUUAUUUUCUUUUCUUUCGCCUUACACAUGUGACGUGGGUUUGUGUCUAUGCAUCGUCGGUUCUGGGUCCUACGUUCGUUGAUGAUGUCGUUGCUUGUUCAGCUUGUAUUUGAGCGAAAAUGGUCUUUUACUUCUAGAGUUGCUUGCGCGUGAGGUAAAUAAAAGCUAGUGGGAUGGUUUCUUUUCAUUUCUUUUCCGUUGCUGUAGGGGGCGGGUGGAGAUAGGUACAUUUCAGUCUGGGGUUGGAAAUAUGGGG